Messenger RNA from Mauremys mutica (yellowpond turtle), 3824 nucleotides. RefSeq names its product sorting nexin family member 30 (gene SNX30). Gene Ontology annotation, cellular component: cytoplasm. The record is from RefSeq and is a predicted model, not a curated record. Gene Ontology annotation, molecular function: phosphatidylinositol binding; protein binding. The transcript is spliced from 9 exons. The coding region runs from base 75 to 1397 and encodes 440 amino acids. NCBI's taxonomy places the organism in Eukaryota, Metazoa, Chordata, Testudines, Geoemydidae.
GGGCGGCCUCUGCUUCGGGCCGCCAGCGGCUGCCUGGGCCCGGGGUCCUACUGCCGCCGCUGCCGAGCGCAGCCAUGUCGGCCGGGGGCGGCGGGCUGGGGACCCCCCGGGCCCUGCCCUCCUCCGGGCCCCGGGCUCUGCGGGACAUGCCGCAUCCGCUGGCCGCUUCCAGCAGCGAGGAGGCGGCCUCCGAGCUCACCCCCAGCCCGGACCUGCUGCUGCCCCGCAGCUUCGCGGACAAGGAUCUCAGUCUGCCCAAUGGCACUCCGGUAGAUACUUCCAGCCCAGCCUCCUCCUCCUCGCUGCUCAACAGACUGCAGCUGGAUGACGACUUGGAUGGGGAAACUAGAGACCUCUUUGUCACUGUCGAUGAUCCCAAAAAACACAUCUGUACAAUGGAGACCUACAUCACGUACAGGGUUACAACAAAGACCACACGGGCAGAGUUUGACUUGCCGGAAUACUCCGUACGCCGACGGUACCAGGACUUUGACUGGCUGAGGAAUAAGCUGGAGGAGUCUCAGCCAACACAUCUCAUUCCCCCUCUUCCUGAGAAAUUUGUGAUGAAGGGAGUUGUCGAUCGCUUUUCUGAAGAAUUUGUGGAGACGAGGAGGAAAGCUUUAGAUAAAUUCUUGAAAAGAAUUGCAGAUCAUCCAGUACUUUCUUUCAAUGAACAUUUCAAUGUGUUUCUCACAGCCAAGGAUCUUAAUGCCUAUAAAAAACAAGGAAUGGCGUUACUCUCCAAGAUGGGAGAGUCUGUAAAAUAUGUCACAGGCGGUUAUAAACUCAGAAGUCGACCGCUGGAGUUUGCAGCCAUCGGAGACUACCUAGAUACAUUUGUUCUCAAGCUUGGAACCAUUGAUAGAAUAGCACAGCGGAUUAUCAAGGAGGAACUGGAAUACCUGGUGGAACUGCGAGAGUAUGGACCGGUUUACUCCACCUGGGGUGGGUUAGAAGUGGAGCUAGCAGAACCCCUGGAAGGAGUGUCUGCCUGUAUCGGGAACUGCUGUACCGCUCUCGAGGAACUGAGUGAUGACAUGACAGAGGACUUCCUGCCUGUACUCAGAGAGUACAUCCUGUACUCGGAGUCCAUGAAGAACGUACUAAAGAAAAGAGACCAAGUUCAAGCAGAGUAUGAAGCAAAAUUGGAAGCUGUAGCUUUGAAAAAAGAAGACCGCCCCAAGGUGCCGGCAGAUGUUGAAAAAUGUCAGGACCGAGUGGAAUGCUUCAAUGCUGACCUGAAAGCCGACAUGGAGAGAUGGCAGAACAACAAGCGCCAAGAUUUUAGGCAGCUGCUUAUGGGAAUGGCCGAUAAAAACAUCCAAUACUAUGAGAAGUGCCUUACGGCGUGGGAGUCAAUUAUACCACUAUUGCAAGACAAACCUGAGACCAAAUAAGAAGCUCCAUAGCCCACAGACUUCUCUACACAAGUGCACAGUACCACUAAACAACCUGCUGGAGCUGUGUGAUGCACUACUUUGUUGAGAGUUACCUGAGAAAUGCCAGCUAUGCCCAGUCUGUUAUAGACCCAUUGAAAAGCAUUUGGACUUCUUCCUCUUUUUGUGUUAAAUCGGUAUGUUUCAUCUUUUGAGUUACCAUAACGGUUCCUUCUCCAGCCUCUGGAGUGAUCGUGGGCUUGUAAUGGAAAUACACAGGGAUCAAGUUGCUUCUUGAUAAAGAAAACGUUACCUCUUUAUUCUAGAAGGAACUCAUGAGUGGAAUACUAAAAAUAUGAAAAUAAAACUCUAAACUGCAAGGUGCCAAUAUGACAUCUUUAUUACCAUCCUCUUUGUUUGCUAAAUAAGGAUUGAUUCCCAUGAAACAGUGCCCACCAACCCACCCUUCUUUUUUUGUGUUUUUUUUUUUCUUGAUGGAGAGGGAAUAGCCAGAAGUGGACACUUACAAUUUGUAAACUCCCUGGAUUAAGCAAUUUUGGAGCUGAAUCUUUGUGUGGGAGUUUGGGCUGGUCCUAGAUUGGAACAUACUGACACUUCUGCAGAAAGCUCGUGAUGCAGACCUGAACUGUGAUUCAUGAGCAUGGCAUGCACUCUGUUCAUACUCAUUUGUUUACCUUUGGUGAUAUGAAGUAAUGUAAGUUGACUGAAGCACACAUGUGAGAUUUGGGGAUCAAAGGAGGACUGGUGUGUGUGUGGGAGGGUGAGUUUAUGAUGUGGCCUUACAAGUUGUCUCAUGGGAACAAAUACUAGUCUGUUAACAUUUUAUCCCCAAAUUGAGCAGAGACAGUUCUGUGAUAGGAUUCUUUGAUCCAUGCUUUCACUUGUUUUCAGAACAAUAUAAGCUAGAUCGGAAUCCCUCUGAACCUCCCUCUGGCCUUAGUCAUUUAAAACAUGCCCAUCAUAGUAAGGAUGGGUUCUUGCUUUUUGCCUUUUUUCUUUCACAGCAGCCAAACCCCGCAAAGAGUCAAGAGCUUGCUGACACCAGGUAUCAUUGUGCAUGUGUGAAACUUGCCGUAAACAUGUCAAUGGCAGGUAAUAGAGGAAAUAUCUUUUUUUCCCCAUUAUGUACGUUUAGUGGUCAUGCUUGUCUCUGAUCCUCAUUGAAAGGUCUUCUUAAGAGUUGCCCUUUUUAGGUUUAAACCUUUUUUCCUACCAGGUUUUGUCAACCUUAAUCUGCAGAAUCUUUUCCUUUCCUUAUCCAGUCUUUCCAGUUCACCACCUUUUGUUGCUAGUGGCUUUAGAACCUGCCAAAGGAAGGAGCACUGCCAAGACUGGUUACAGAUACUUUGAACCUGUUAAGUCUUCGUUUGCUGCUUAACCAGCUUGUUUCCUCUGAUAGGAACUCCAGGGUUUGUUUAUUUUGGCAAACAGGAGUGUAAUAUUCAGGAUUCUAGGGUCAGCAAACAACUUUUUGUUGUUUUUAUAUCUCAUUUUCUAUCAAAGCUAUUGGAAUGCUCAGUCGAUCCCUGGCACGAUUCUGGCAAGGAAUCCAAAGUUUAAUUAAAAAGAAAAAAACCAACUCAUUUCUUAUUUGUAUCCCAUUUACAAAGACCAUGCAAAUUCCAUUUAAUUGUGGAUUGUCUCCAGUUAAAUUAAAUGCUACAACAUUUACCUGAAGUUUCUUCAGGUUUGCAUAGUCUCUGUUCAAACAACUAUUACAUAAAAGUUGGGGCUGUUAAAUUAUUAACAUGGGGGAAUCACUGGGCAUAAAAUUUGUCACGUUUUUAAGGCAGUUUUUCUACUUGACUAUGUCAUUUUCAUUGAUGUAAUUUUGUGAUUCUAAACCUGCAGUUCCAAUUUCUCAGCAUACGUUUGCUGGGUGAAAUCAGGGACCUUGCCUCAGGUGGCUGGUUGAAAUUGCAGCAUAGUAACAAUAUUGUGUUAGUAGAGCGAGGGAAGACUUUAGUAAGAAAUGAUUCUCUAACAAUCACUGAUUUUUUUUUCUCCCUUAAAUCUUUGUCUAUUCGUCCUCUCUCCAAUUGUUUGAUAUUAAGAUUUGAUAAUUAAGGCCUAGUUGAUUUGCUGGGGCAUAUUGGACAGGAGUCGCUCUGAUUUGCAGUGCUGUGCUUUUUGUCAUUAAUUCAUAUCAUUUAACAUAUGAAAAUGAUAGAAAACAAAAGGUUUCAUGUGGUGAAACCAGAGAAUUGUUUAACCCCUCCGAAUACAGUUUCUACCUUGUCAAAUUGGUUAGGUUUUUGAACAUAAUUGUCUCUGAAACAUCAGCAUAAACCUAGGGUCAAGUAAAUUUAUCUUCAACUUCCCCAAUGAACAGGAAAGACUGAUUAGGGAUUGAGAAAUGGCAGCUUUUUCUGGCACUGUUCUCUCACAGAAUGAUCAACUAAGCUGCAUUUCUGCUGAGCAUUUUUU